Sungouiella intermedia is the source of this 744-nucleotide messenger RNA. NCBI's taxonomy places the organism in Eukaryota, Fungi, Ascomycota, Pichiomycetes, Serinales, Metschnikowiaceae. The record is from the annotation of a GenBank genome assembly.
AUGUCUUUCCCACAGGCUACUCCCGAGAGACUGAGUGAGCUUAUUGAGAACUAUGAGCAAGUAUUGAACCAGGUUAAAAGCCACCAAAAAUCGGCUCCCGUCACCCUUGUGGCGGUUUCAAAGUUGAAGCCUUCGUCAGAUAUCAUGGCAUUAUACAACCACGGUGUGCGUCAUUUUGGAGAGAACUACGUGCAAGAGCUCAUCGGGAAAGCCAAGGAACUUCCACAAGACAUCAAGUGGCAUUUCAUUGGUGGCUUGCAAACGGGGAAAUGUAAGGAUUUGGGCAAGGAUAUUGCCAACUUAUACGCUGUAGAGACUAUAGAUGCCUUGAAGAAGUGCAAGAAGUUGGAUGCCGCAAGAAAGGCCGCCAAUUUACCUGUCAUCAAUGUAUAUUUGCAAGUGAAUACUUCUGGCGAAGAACAGAAGUCUGGCUAUCGUUUAAACAAUUUGGAGGAGGUUUAUGAGACUGUAAACUACCUUACAAGUAGCGAUUGCCAGCAUUUGGAGUUACAAGGCUUGAUGACCAUUGGGUCGUUUGCUCAAUCUACCUUGGACGGUGAGGUAAAUGAGGACUUUGCGAAGUUGGUGGAAAUGAAGGAGAUUCUCGAUAAGAAGUACUCUACAGACUUAAAAUUGAGCAUGGGUAUGAGUAGCGACUUCACAACCGCCAUUUCUCAAGGCUCCACUAGUGUGAGAGUAGGUAGCUCUAUCUUCGGUGCUAGACCUCCAAGAAACGGCCAUUAA